CGCUCACAUUAGGCGGGAAGACGAAGUGUGCGAAGUAGUCUGUGGUUGCUGACUUGCCAUCUGUCCCUCAUUUGUCCAUUACGUGUGUUUGGUUGACACUAGUUUCGAAAAGAAUAAUCAUGCUCAUGGAUCUUUUUAUAGAGACACUUACUGGAUUGUCUUUUGAGCUUCACGUAUCUCCAGCCGAAACAAUUAUGUCGGUGAAGUCUAAGAUACAAAGGGCCGAAGGUAUUCCAAUAACUCAGCAACAUCUUAUUUGGCAAAAUGAUGAACUCGACGAUCACCGCCGCUUAAGAGACUACUCCAUAACUGAAGGGUCUACACUACGUUUGGUUUUGGGUCUCCGGGGUGGCCCCCUUAAUGCUCACCGAAUACCACCUUUACGCCUGGCACCUAUCCAUCUGUCACAAACUGCUUUGCCACGAUUCCCCUCAAGGUUUGGCUCUACCUGCAACAAUGGUUUCAUGCAUCCUAGCAUAUUAACCCCUUUAGUUAAACCAAAUUCGCUGCAAUCGCAAAAUACAAAUUCUACAGGAGUUUGUAAUGCGAAAAUGAGAAAAUCGGAGCAGAUGUCACAGAAAACUGACACUGAACGUUUCAAACUUGGUGAAACCAAAGGUGAUAAUCUUCCAAUCAUUGAUUGUGCGCUGAAAUUAGAACCUAUUGAAGUGUCAGCAAACACACAGCUGAGAAAUAGUGCCACUUCGUCUGAUUCGACAUUGGAAACGAAGGAAAGUGGAAUUGAUCCCUCAACUGGUUUUCAAAUUUCUUCUGUUAAUACAAAUACAUCAGUAGAUCCUGAAUCAAAUGAACACAACUCAAACAAUGGAAAUAAUACUCUCCAAGCAAGCGAAGAAGCAGUUUCGAUGACGAUUACAAGUCAGAAUACUAUAGACGCAUUUAGCAGUAUAGAUGCAACUUGCAGUGUAACUAGUUGUGAAAGGAGUGCUCCUAAGGUUUCAACUGUAACAUCAGAUAAUUCAACUAUUCCGAUCGCUUGCCACAACUUAGAGGCUAAACCUGACUCAUUUUCGCGUACACAUAAGGAAGAACUUUCCGAUUUCCCACCACUUCUGUCUUCGGUACAUUCGUCGGAAAAGUACUAUCCUAUCUUUGAGGCACCUGAGCUUCCAUCUCUUUGUCGUUUGUUUGAAACUCAUGAUAAUUCUGUUCUUACCAGCGCGAAGCACUCGAAAGCCGAAAUUUCCGAAGGCAUUAAUACAGCUAAGGAGAGUGACAAUGAAAACACCAUAAUAGUGCAUGAGUUCAAUCUUCUAGAUGAUGGUGAAAGUGAGAAAUCGAAGUCGACUGCAGCAUUCCUUUCUAAUCUGCUAGCCAAGGUUAUUCCUAGUCAGACAAGGUGUACCGAUUAUAGGGAACGAGUACAUUAUCCGUACCAGUGGCUCAGAAAAGCAUCUCCUUUAUUAGAAGAGAAUGAAGAACCAAAUCCCUUUGCGAAUUCUGGAUUUUUCGAUGGUCGCUUGCCUGAUGAAGAUUCCGAUGCCUCUGCUGCGAACGUCUUUGAGACUGAUACUGAUCGGGAUGAAGAUGAUGGAGAUGAUGAUGACGAUGAUUCUAAACGGUCAUAUUCCAGCGUCUUAGAACAAGAUGAUAAUCUAGCUGAAUUAGAGGAUUACUUAUUUCACCAACAGGUAGAAGAACUCUUUGGCUCGCCGUUUAUAUCUUCUGGUUAUCCACCAUGCUCUUAUUACACUUUUCGGGAUUCUUUUGGGGUCAAACAGUGUCAUUCUCGUGGUAAUCUUGAUAGCGUGGAAAAUGGAACCACGGGACUAGAUGGUCUAAAUCAAGCAGACAGUUAUUCUUCGUUUCAAGAGUGUGAUCAGUUAACAGAAAAGGUGAAUAAUCUGAAAACCGAAAUGAAGAAGGUACGCAUAAGAAGACAAAACCUGCAUCAAAAUGACAAAGAGACAGUAUGUGUUACGUGCAAAGAAGGUUCAUUAACUGAAGACCAAUCGUCAGAUGCAUUUAAACGAGAAGAAAGUUCUAAAGGAGAUGAUAAAAAUGUUUCUACGGCAAAAAACUGCACUACAUUAUCACUUAUCAGUGAAAGUGCUUCCUCGUCAUCGAAAUCGCUGAAAGAUGUACCAGAAACUACGAGAUCACCUCCGGAAGGUAUCGGGAAUAGGAUUCGUCAACGCCGUUAUGCUACUGUUACGCCACCAGACGUUAACUUUCUUAUAAAAACAAAUUCUUCCCAGGACAAGUACUCUGUGACUAAUGAUUCUACGCUACUCUGUAUUCCUGAUUCGGAAGGUAUUCCACGAAAUUUAGAGAAUAAUAAUCCUCGUUUGUCUCCUCGAUUGAUUGGUGGAUACUGGUAUUCGAGCAAAAACCAUGCGCCUGCAAUGAGUGUUUAUUUGAACAAAGAGUUAAAACAAUUCUGCGAUUCUAUAAAGCAAAGCCGAUUGCCUUACGUAGAUUCUCUUCAGUGUAAUAAAACACCGAAACCAGUUACUUCUCAUUCUCUCAGUCCAACUGUCAGCUGUCUAAGUGUCUUGAAAGUGACUGCAGAUGAGUUAAAACCUCAUUCUUCACCUCCAACAUUCUUACCUAAUCUUGGAAAUCCAGCUUCCAUAGAAGAUUUCAAUGAAAUAGUAGAAAUUGAAGUCAAUAAAGAAAUUGUUUUUCGCUGCAAGGUCUUGGAUUUUCAGUUUGGGAGCGAUGGUGAAUUGGAUCCACUGUGUAAAGCAGUUGUUGAUAGUGUGAAUAACGCUUAUUAA
Trichobilharzia szidati is the source of this 2741-nucleotide messenger RNA. Lineage: Eukaryota; Metazoa; Platyhelminthes; Trematoda; Strigeidida; Schistosomatidae. The record is from the annotation of a GenBank genome assembly.